CUACAGAAUCACUAAAAGAUGGUGUUAAAUUUAGAGAAGCCACAAGAAAUCUGGAGAGGAGGUUCCAUUCAGAAAACAAUCAUGUGGACCAUAACCAGCAACAAAAGUUGCGAGUCUUUCAAGUUUCCUUUCUUGCUACACCUUUGUCCUUUUCCUGGGUGCAGGGAGCCCAGGAUAAGAAUCUGCUUUCAAAACAUUGCUCAGAUACUAAGGAAAGAUUUUUCCUUGUUCAUGGAGUUUUUCAUCAGUAUGUCUGAAACCAUUAAAUAUAAUGACGACGAUCACAAAACUGUGUUUCUGAAAACAUUAAAUGAGCAACGAUUGGAAGGAGAAUUUUGUGACAUAGCUAUUGUUGUAGAAGAUGUAAAAUUCAGGGCACACAGGUGUGUUCUAGCUGCUUGUAGUACCUAUUUUAAAAAACUUUUCAAAAAACUGGAAGUUGACAGCUCAUCUGUAAUUGAAAUAGAUUUCCUUCGAUCUGAUAUAUUUGAGGAAGUGCUCAAUUAUAUGUACACAGCCAAGAUUUCGGUUAAGAAAGAAGACGUCAAUUUAAUGAUGUCAUCUGGUCAGAUUCUUGGUAUUAGAUUUUUGGAUAAACUUUGUUCUCAAAAACGGGAUGUAUCAAGCCCAGAAGACAAUUCACAAUCAAAGAAUAAGUAUUGUCUUAAAAUAAAUAGACCAAUUGGGGAGUCUAAUGAUAACCAAGACGAUGAGGUUGAAGAAAUUGGUGAUCAUGAUGAUAGUCCAUCAGAUAUGACAAUGGAAGGAACUCCUCCUAGUCAAGAGGAUGGUAAAUCGCCAACUGCUACCUUAAGAGUUCAGGAAGCAAUUCUGAAGGAGCUAGGGAGUGAAGAGGUUCGAAAAGUGAACUGCUAUGGUCAAGAAGUAGAGUCUAUAGAGUCUGCUGAAACUAAAGAAUUAGGAUCACAGACUCCUCAGGCUCUAGCAUUUAAUGAUGGCAUAAGUGAAGUAAAGGAUGAACAGACACCAGCAUGGACAACAGCAGCUGGAGACAUGAAAUUUGAGUAUUUGCUUUAUGGUCACAGGGAACAAAUUGCAUGUCCAGCAUGUGGCAAAACAUUUUCUGAUGAAGCACGAUUGAGAAAACAUGAAAAGCUCCAUACAGCGGAUAGGCCCUUUGUUUGCGAAAUGUGCACUAAAGGCUUCACAACUCAAGCCCACUUGAAAGAGCAUCUAAAGAUCCACACAGGCUACAAGCCAUAUAGCUGUGAAGUAUGUGGAAAGUCUUUUAUUCGUGCACCAGACCUAAAAAAGCACGAGAGGGUUCACAGUAAUGAAAGACCAUUUGCGUGUCACAUGUGUGACAAAGCUUUUAAGCAUAAGUCCCACCUGAAAGAUCAUGAAAGAAGACAUAGAGGGGAGAAACCUUUUGUCUGCAGCUCUUGUACUAAAGCAUUUGCCAAAGCAUCUGAUUUAAAGAGACAUGAGAACAAUAUGCACAGUGAAAGGAAGCAAGUAACCACAGCCAGUGCCCUCCAAAGUGAAACUGAACAAUUACAGGCAGCUGCCAUGGCUGCUGAGGCAGAACAGCAACUUGAAACUAUAGCUUGUAGCUAAAAACAGGAGGGGCCAUAUGCUGAAAUAUGUUUGGAUCGAAAAACUCACUACUGAGCAAAGUAUUUUUAGUGUGAUUUAGAAAGUAGAAAUAUAGUUGCAGUAUGCAGGAAAAAACUCAUAUCAAGCAUGGAUAAGACCUUAAUCAAGGCAUCCGUCCAGUUGGAUAUAAUUUUUUUAGAAGUCAGACUCUAGCUGUGUUUUAUUCCUCUCUUUAAAGUGCUGGGUUUCAAUGCAUGCCUUGCCCCAUUGGAAUAAACUCUGCAUGUGGAAUGGAAGAUGUUACACUCCGAUGCUCAGUGAAAUUAAGACUAAGUAUUUGGACUUAAGCUACUUUUUUGUUUCAUUGAAUCCAGUUGCUUGGCACUUAAUGUUUUUUAUGAUUUAGGAAGAUCCUAAAUUAGAAAUUGUCAGCAAUGGUAGGAAAUUAUAGGAUGAGUUGCCAACUCGAAAAUAACUACCUGUUAGAGAUUCAUUGCACUGCAAGUGCUAUGUAGCUAAGCCUCAUGAAUUUCAGUAGAAAGUAGUACCAUCUGAGUAAAGCAAGAUUAGAUUAAUUCAAAAUCUGUUGAUUUCUUGGCCUACAAAUUGUGCUGUUAGCAAACAGUUUAAUAAAUUAUGUCUGCUAUAACAGGUUUUUUUUAAAAAAAUAUGGGAAAUUAUGAGUUGGACUGAGUGCAAGAAUUAAUUUGAGGGGGUGAAUGUAUUAAUUUCCAAUGUUCUAAUCAAAAGUAAUGAAAAUGUGAUUAGGUUUCAUAUUGUAUUUAUUAGUUUGCAAUUGUGUAGCUCCAGUUUAAUCUAUUGUCAUUGUUAAUACAAGGUGUAUGAGCAGUAGAAGCUGUUGUGCUUCCC
Protobothrops mucrosquamatus (brown spotted pit viper) is the source of this 2427-nucleotide messenger RNA. RefSeq names its product zinc finger and BTB domain containing 14 (gene ZBTB14). Gene Ontology annotation, molecular function: protein binding; RNA polymerase II cis-regulatory region sequence-specific DNA binding; DNA-binding transcription factor activity, RNA polymerase II-specific. Gene Ontology annotation, cellular component: nucleus. The record is from RefSeq and is a predicted model, not a curated record. Gene Ontology annotation, biological process: regulation of transcription by RNA polymerase II. The coding region runs from base 19 to 1578 and encodes 519 amino acids. Lineage: Eukaryota; Metazoa; Chordata; Lepidosauria; Squamata; Viperidae. The transcript is spliced from 3 exons.